Messenger RNA from Morone saxatilis (striped sea-bass), 2881 nucleotides. Its product is annotated as sialin. Gene Ontology annotation, biological process: transmembrane transport; monoatomic anion transport. Lineage: Eukaryota; Metazoa; Chordata; Actinopteri; Moronidae. The record is from RefSeq and is a predicted model, not a curated record. Gene Ontology annotation, molecular function: transmembrane transporter activity.
UAUCCGGUGAGUUUGUAGAUCUGCGUUUCCGCGAAGUCUCAUGUGACUGUCUCUUUUUCCUCGGUAGUGAAAAACAGAAGCACAGCUCAUUUAUUGUGUUGCCGGUAAACGAUGUGACACAAUUCUUCCAGUCUUUCUUGUUUCUUGUUGUUUUACUUUCACCACAACGCGCCGGGCUGCCUUUAAACAAGUGUCUGCUGGUGUAAAACCCUUCACAAGUCCCUCCACAGUGCUGCUCGGCUCGCCUCAACCUGGCCUUCCUGAUGUUCUUCGGCUUCUCUGUGGUCUACGGCCUGCGGGUCAACCUCAGUGUCGCCAUGGUGGCCAUGGUGAACUCCACUGACCCCAAACCAGCCCAGAACAGCUCCGUAUUCCACGCCUGUCCGAUGCCACCGGGGAUGGAAAACGCCAGUGAUACUUUCCCACAACCUGAGGGGAUCCCUCAGUACCCGUGGAACUCGGAGACUCAGGGCUGGCUGCUGGGGGCCUUCUUCUUCGGCUACCUGUGCACACAGAUCCCAGGGGGCUACCUGUCCGGUCACUACGGGGGGAAGGUGUUCCUGGGUGUGGGUGUUCUGGGCACCGCGGCCCUCACUCUGCUCACCCCCCUGGCUGCACAGCUGGGCUCAUACUGGCUGUUUGCACUGCGAGCGCUGGAGGGCUUUGGAGAGGGUGUGACGUUCCCGGCCAUGAUGGCGAUGUGGGCUCGGUGGGCUCCUCCUCUGGAGCGCUCUCGUCUGAUGACCCUGUCGGGAUCUGGGGCCAACUUUGGGGCCUUUUUGGCUCUGCCGCUCACCGGCUACAUCUGCCAGACUUUAGGUUGGCCCGCUGUCUUCUACAUCUGUGGAGGUGCUGGUUGCCUCUGGGCAGUCUUUUGGUUUAUUUUUGUGUCAGAUGAUCCUCGCACCGAUCCUCGAAUCAGCAAAGAGGAGAGAGAUUACAUCAUAAACUCCAUUGGACCUCAGGGUACAGGUCAUGGCUGGUCCGUGCCCCUGGUGCCCAUGCUGCUGUCGGUCCCUCUGUGGGCCAUCAUAGUGACCCAGAUGUGUUCAAACUGGUCCUACUACACCCUGCUCACCUCCCUGCCCACCUACAUGAACAACAUCAUGCAUUUUGACCUCAAAUCGAACGGUUUCCUCUCUGCUCUGCCGUACCUCGGUGCCUGGUUGUUAUCGGCGCUCUCGGGUGUUGUAGCCGACCUCCUCAUCGAGAGGAGGUUGUUAAGCGUCACCACCGUUCGUAAGCUCUUCACAAUCCUGGGUCUGUUGCCGCCGGCAGCUUUCCUCGUAGCUGUGAGUUACGCCGGCUGCAGCCACAUCCUCACCGUCACCUUCCUCACACUCUCCACAACCGUAGGAGGGAUCAGCGCCUCCGGAGUCUUCAUCAACCAGAUAGACAUCGCUCCGCGGUAUGCAGGAUUCCUUCUGGGAAUCACCAACACAUUCGGGACCGUUCCUGGAGUCGUGGCACCUAUUGUUGCAGGAUACUUCACUAAGGAUCACACCCUGGCGGGCUGGAGGAAGGUGUUCUGGGUGGCAGCGGGGAUCAACGUCGGCGGUGCUCUCAUCUACACUAUAUUUGGCAGCGGGAAGAUCCAACCAUGGGCCGUCACAGAGGAGGAGAGGGCCGAGGCCGAGAAGAAGAGGAGCAGGUCCAUCUCCAUAUAAAACAUAUAAAUAUGCAACAAAUGCAUCCAUUAAACAAAAAAGUGGCUUUAAGAGACAUUUGAACUCAUUGUACUAAUGGAGAUUUUAGGGGUCUAUCUUUUGUAUAUUGAUGUAUAAAAUAUACAUAUGUGCAGUAUUCACACUUAAAUAUUAAUGUGAGAGGUGUAUCUACAGGAUAAUGUAACAUUUAUAUCAUUGGACCAGGGCAGUUUUUAUCAAGAGUAAUUUAGAUGUUUUGGUUUCUACAGUGUUUGCAUAGUUUUUAUCAAUAAUAUGAGCCUGUGUUUCUGUUUGGGGACAGUUUAAACCCGUUUUAUGAACAUUUUUUAAAGUAGCGUGUGUGAACAGAUUUGCACUGAUGUUAAAGAAAAACAUGAUUCAACAUCUGCUGGAUAUUCACUGCCUUUACCAAAAUCAGGAAGUUGUGAUUAUGUUUACAGAAAGUAACAUUUACAUUAUAACCAGUUAUUAUAGUUAUUGUGUAAUACCUGGACUACACGGUGCCUCAGGUUAGACCAAAACAAAUCAACUUGUGAUCUUUUUAGUGUGUUUUUUAAGUUUUUCUUGUGAAGGAGAAUGGGACCGAAUGUUUUACGAACAAACCACACGCUUGAAGCUAAAGGAUUUUUAAAGUGUUUUGCUUUGAGUGCAGGUGAAUCUGUUUUCUGACCACUUCUAGGCUGUCCAGAAGGACCAAAAGAAGCACUUUUCACAUAUAAAAAUGCACCAAAAAAAGCCUUUUAAUUUAAUAACAGCAGUAUUCUGCAAAACAAUCUUUAUAGAAGAUUGUUUUAUUCAAUCUUUAGAAAGCUGCGGUACUUAAGUUUUAUCCAGGAAACCAAAGCACGUUCCACUGCCGGGAUCUGAAUAUUUUUAGUGCCACAAACUAUGACUUAACUUUUUGUGUGUAUUUUCAGUGUUUUUAAUUGUUUCUACAGUAUGAGAUUAUGCCUGUUUGUCAGUUACACAAUAUCUACAAUAAUUUUUUUUUUUUUAUAGAAACCCUUUUCAUCAAUUGCAAUGUCAAAGUUCACUGUGAUUGUAAAGAUAUGAUGUUUUUAAACGGAUGCAAUAAGUUAUUUUACCUUCACUGUGCUUUGAAUGUUUGUGACGUUGUACAUGUAUGUGAAAUAUAUGUCACUUUAUUAAUAUUGUGAAAAUAAUCAAGUUUGUUUUACUGAACAAAAACUAAAAUCUGAGACGUACGAGGGGAA